This is a messenger RNA of Hirsutella rhossiliensis, 330 nucleotides long. RefSeq lists its product as uncharacterized. The coding region runs from base 1 to 330 and encodes 109 amino acids. The transcript has a single exon. NCBI's taxonomy places the organism in Eukaryota, Fungi, Ascomycota, Sordariomycetes, Hypocreales, Ophiocordycipitaceae. The record is from RefSeq and is a predicted model, not a curated record.
AUGGCGCCUCCUGCUCCUCACUGCCAGCCCAUUGCGACUCGUCCGUCAUCCUCAAACAGACGCAUGUCGACUCGAUCGUCGGUCGCUUCGUCGCUGAACUGCUCGUGCUCGUCAACCGCCAGCUCCUCCUCGCCCGCCGCCUCGGACACGAGCCCCUCGUCUCCCUCUACCGAGAGCACCAUCAACAGCAUCAUCUUCCGCCAGCCGUCUAUUCGUGGGCUCGAGGAAGAACGCAAGAGCUUUCCUCGCGGCCUCAACAUUCUCGAGCCCCGGCCCAUUGUCUACUGGAGCAGCGUCGAAGAGAGGAUGGGCUCCAUGGCGCCUUUGUAA